AUUUAGUGAAUACCAGGCUAAAAUGUCUGUCCAGAAGAGAACUUGGGAUCCUAAUAAAACUUUUGAUUUAUCCUCUGAUGAGUUGCGAGCUAUACAAGAAAGAGCCCAAAGGGCUUCAAAAUUAAGGAGCGAAUGGCAAAAGAAGCUGAGUAGUCCAUAUAAACCUGUUGGAUCAUAUAUCUUUGAUCCAGCUCUUCAGCGAUUUAUAUCCAUGAGGGCAAACUAUUGGCCUAUGUUUAAGCCUACUAUUAAGAAUUUUGCUUAUGCUUUCACCGGAGCUUUUCUCCCCAUAAUCGCCAUGGCCUGGUGGAUUGAUAAAGAUCGGAGUCAAAGAGAAAAAGAAUAUAGAGAAGGAAAAGUCGCUUACAGAGAUAGAUACUGGAAAUUCAUUUAA
This is a messenger RNA of Dimorphilus gyrociliatus, 394 nucleotides long. The record is from the annotation of a GenBank genome assembly. Lineage: Eukaryota; Metazoa; Annelida; Polychaeta; Dinophilidae.